AUGCCGCCGAAACGUGUCCGCCAGAGGCCGCUGAUGGAGCGGGUUAGGGAUAUGUUGAAUAUCUCCGACUUUCUGCUCUGGGCUUCCGAGGAGAUACAGACGCGCGAGCUGGACUCGAAGGAAUCCGGCUUUAGAUUCGGUCUCUUUGCGAACUUCACCUUUCUACUCGCGAGGGCGAACUCGAGGGCCUCGACCAGUGGAGAUGAUGUCUUCAGCGACUCAACUGGGAGCGGCUGGGCAUACGCGGCGCAGACAUGGGUCUGGAUCCUUAUUGCCUUCUCGCUCGGAAACACCCUGUGGACUUUCUGGUCGGCGCGCCACUAUCGACUAUUCGAAGCCAAUGUCGAACAGAAGCCGGGAACGCCAUCCGCACACAGAGUGCGCGUGCAGUCUUCGCCGGUCUCGUCCUCGCCUCUCCGAUUGAUCGCAGACGCGAUUGGUUCCGAGACGGCGCAGUCCCGUGCGCAUCCGGACAGCACGCGGGAUGUGUGGGAGGUCGCGGUGUGGGACCCCUGGCCGGCCUGUCUGCAGAUAUUCGGAUACUUCAGCCCGCUGCAUGUCCUGAUGUACAUGUUCGAGCUGCCGCUUGAUCCCUUGGCCCCACGACCAAGCGUGACGCUGUUCAAGUGCGUGGUGCUCCAGGCUGGGCUGUCUCUCAUGGUCCAUCUCCUCCAGUCGAAGAACGACCAGAGGCAGAAGGACGCUGCUCUCAUUCAAAAGGAAGUCAUGCGUGAGUAUGACACCAAGUUUGUCCAUCCGCGGCUGAACCCAGUCGUGAGGGAUGUGUCGACCCAGGUUUCCAUGGACAGCAAGGAUCACGAGGGUGAUACGGUCGAGUCGGGUACUCCGACGACCAUCAUCAGGCGCGGUUUCCAAACGCAUCCUAAUCCGAAUUACGUGUCUCACCUCGGAGACAGCACCACGGGCUCUUCAGUACAGGCCAACCCGGCCCUGAACAGCCGCCUUUUCACCCCUGCAACCAGGUCGCGAUACUCGGAUUCUUUUACUACAACUCAGUCUACAAAGCCACGCCCGAAUUUCCCGGUCCACACGCCACCCAACUUCGCCGCAGCAGCAGCUCCAGCAGCCAGUGGCGGUAUCCCCUCAUCGAUGACGACGGGAAGCACGAACUUUGGAGGCAGCAUGGGCGUCUUUACCCACUCCAACUCGCCGUUGAAGAAGACCACUAGUAUGGGCAACAUCAACGAUGCAGGCGGCUUCUUGUCGCCCCGCAACUCGCGCGAGCUGGCCGCCAUCGAGCAGAGGGAGUUGACGGAGCGCAUGCAGCGGCGGGCCAGCCCACUGAAGGAGAGGGGCUCCGCGAUCCGCAGAUCGGUCGCCCCGGAGCAGCCCCUGCCGUUGCAGAGCGCAAAUCCGUUUGUGGCAGCUCGGCCAAAUGAGACCAAGGUUGAUGACUGGCAGGGUGUUCCUGACAGGGAUCUGACUGCCGAGGCCAAAGGGGCUGACGACAAUUUUCUUACCAACUGGAACCUGGCUCAAGACUUGCCCAGACGGCACGAGACUGUACGGAGGCCAAGGGUAAACAUGAGAGACGGUUCUCCUCUGAUCCCUCAUCCUCCGGCCACUGCGGUUCAUUGGCAUCCUCAAGCAACAUCGCCCAAUCGUCCAGGGGCUGGCCGUCCGUCUGCUCUUCUGCAGUCACCCUUGGGGGGCCACCCAACUGCAGGCGGAGGCAUGUCUACGGCUGCACAGAUAAGUGAAACAUCCGAUACAGUCAAGAUAUUCAAAGACAGGAAGGAAGCCCGCCGUCAGCGGCGAGAGCUCAAGGCAAGCGGCGACUACCUGGGAGUGCAAGGUGUCAACCCACAAACUGGAGAGCUCGAUGUUCUUACCCCGACCAGCAGCUCCGAAAGCCCGACCCUGUUUCCGCCUGUCAUGACUGCUGCACUCACCAACUCGGCCAACAAUGUCCGGACGGCCAAGCAAGCUUAUCAAGAAGCCAGGAGCCAGCAUAAAGCAGAGGUUCAAAGAGCGCAAGCCGCCCACGAGCAAGACAAACACGACAAAGCCCAGCGUCAAAAGGACGUCAUCAGGGUCGAGCAGCGACAGGUCAGAUGGCGCAAGGACGAGGCGCGGUGGUCGUCCGUCGCAGAGCCUAACCUAAGCCCUAUUGCGCAAUCUCAAGGAACUGGAACGUCGUCUUCGGACAACUUGAAGCGCUUAGGAAAGGGCGUGGAAGCAGCGCCUCCGCAAUUGCUCAAGUCUGUCCUCACCAAGGCCAACUCGGUCCAAAUCGGACCCUCUCCAAUAUCGACGUCGACUGAUGAGGUCCCGCGAGCAUCUUCGGACACAGUCGUCCGUACUCCUUCGAGGCAAAAUGCCGGUGGCGAGGUUUCGCUGGCAGAUGAACUGAGAGAUAUGGUGAUGGCCUCGCCCACCGACAAAGAGAACAUCACGAGGACGCCGCAUGAUGAUGGCAGAACCAUCCGGGAACCUCAAUCCGACCCUCUUCCCGGGGUGCGAAGCAUGCCAUCACCAGAAGCGUCCAUGAGGUCUCCUAGAAGCACAGGGAUGACAGCUGUGCCGACCCAAGCCCGGGACCAGCAUUCUUUUUUAGGGCAGCACCGCUCCAGGCGCAUAGAUCCGGGAGGAGCGAGGCAAACGCCAGCCCCGAUCCUCAAGCGCAACGAGGAGAGAGCCACGCCUAUCCACACCCAGUGGAAAUCUCUGCCAUCCGUACAUGUAGAUCGUAUAGUCGCAACCAACGAUCGCCAACGAACGACUCGGGCGCCAGUGGUGGCGAAGAUGGGCGAUUACGAUCCAAUAUACCAAGGAUUGGAAUAUCUCGAAAACCUGUCCCAAGAAAAGCCGCAGACGAGCCAUCAUCAGAUCAGCGACAGCAUGGCCUCAGGCCCAAACCUUUGGGAGCCAACACCGAAGCGGAGCAGGGAGAAGACGUUCUUCCAAGAGUUGGUCCAAAACCUCGGAGACCCUCACCUGGAAUAUCAGAAAUCGACAGAGAAACUGGUAGACCUGAGCCCGCCAAAGCCCAGCCAGCAGAAGGAAGUCAAACCCCGGGAGCCCCAGAGCUGGCCUCUGGGCAGUCCACCAGAGAUCUGGCUGAACGCACCCACCGCUCAAGGUCACGAGGAAGAGUCUGCUUACACACACAUCACCACCACUACUGGAUCCGAUCACGGUCGGCCGAGCCAGAUUCUAUACAACUUCGACGGAGCGGGAGGCAUCGCCGAAGGACCAGUGACACCCCUGUCGGGAGAGAUCUCGGCAGUAUCAGGCGAGCAAGAAACAAAGAACAUGACGCUUUCUCGCCUUUUCCAUCGGAAACCGAUACCGAGAUCAUCGCCGAAGGGACAAGACGCGCCUCCCGCAAUACCUACCGAAGAUACUACGUCGGUUCGCCUGCUGGAGGAUACCAAGCUGCGGAGCGAGAGACUAUCUCCCCGAGCUUCUCGACACCAUACUGUGCCAAUGAUCCAUCCGGUAGCGACAAGGGGAAAAUUGUCACCCACAAUCAUGUCUAUGUUCCCUGCCAGCCCCGAUUGUCCAAGACCCCAGUCAGAACCUCGUCAAGGCGGGAAUCUAGACAAGGCGAUCGCGGAAAGAGCAGCAAGGACGGCUCUCCAGGCAACCCCGGGCCAAGCACGAGACGAUAUCAAGAAGCACCAGCCAGCCCCUCUGAACAUCGAGCCAAUCGAAUUGCUUCCCAGGUCAAGGCUCGGAAUGAUCAGGAAACUGAGCGACAAGUUCCACGCCAUCAAAGACAUCCAAAACACCGCAGGGAAGCUCAAGAGGUCAAAGGCAGGCUCAGCCCAAGACAUGCCCCGUGGACAUCCUCGAACCGUGGAAGUCAUGCCGAGGCCCAUGGGAUGGGGCGCAUCCGAGGGAUUCACCCCGCGGGCGCUGACCAAGGAGGAACUCCGGGAGCUGGUCAGGGCGUUUCCGGACAAUGACCCGGUGGAGAUGGCCGGUACAAACAUGAGACAGGAAGUGGAUGACGGCCCAAGUGCGAGAGAGCAGAGCUCGCGGGACGGUGCUGCGGAUGGAGAGACAGUCGAGGACGAGGGCGAGGACGGAGGCGACACAGCAGCAGGUGCUGCACGGAAGCGAGACCUAGAGUCCUUCCAGGAGGACACGGAGCAGCCCGACCAGCAGGAGCAGGAUUUCGAGAAGUACUUCGCAUCGUCGACUGCCCCGAGCGCCUCGAUCCCAAACCCGAACUCGAUGUUCUCAUCCGCGCCGGCAACCGCACCGGCGCCGCACCCCGUGUCCGGGGAGGGCGGCGAGGCUGCCCUCCGCGAAGCCAUGGACUCGCUCAUGCGCAGCACCGCAGCUCUCAGGGAGAGAUUCGGAGACCAGGUCUCGGUCAACCCCAACUUUGGCGCCACACAGCCCUCGGCCGCUCCACCGCCACCUCCGAACAACGGCGCCGAUGCCGAGAACCCUUUCAACCCCUGGACGCAAACGAACGAGUACCUGGUUUGGAACCGGGAGAACAGGCCGUCGGACGAUCACGUCUAUUUCGUGGGCCCGCAGCCACCACAGCAUCAGGGAUCCCUGCCCGUUCAGGCCGCAACCGUGGGUCAGGGUAUCCUCUCCGUGGGACAGGGAGGUUCGAUGAUGCCCCAGAACGAUCAAUACAUGAUGACUCCGGCCGACAACCGUGCCGCAGCGGACGUCGGAGGCCAGGAGCAGGAGACUGACGUCCCUGAGGAGGAGGAGGAGGAGGAGGAGGAGGAGGAGUAUUCUUCCUCGGACGAGUCGACAUCAGACAACCAAGGUGAUCCCGACACUGACAGCGCGGCGCACCAGACAGGCCCAUCCUCGUCAUGGUCAGCCUCUGUUGGCCUCACUCCUCUGGGAGUGCAUUCCGCCUUGGGCGCCAGCUUCUCGCCAGUGUAUACCGCGUCCGCGCCGUCGGGUCCCCUGUUUUCAGUGCCGCCGUCGGCUCCCACCGCCGCGUACGCCAACCCAGCAGUACCCGGAAUCAAUGUCUUCCCGACCCUGAACCAGCCCGUCGGCCCCGGAUUCCAAAACGCCGUCCCCUUUGAGCCGUAUUUCUCUGCUCCAGCACCUCUCACCAUGGCAGCCCCCAUUCCUGCCAGUUAUUACACCACCCACCAACCCUCACAGCAACAGCAACAGCAGCAGCAACAGCAGCAGCAACAGCAACAGCCCUUCCUCACCUUCCUCCCGAGCUCCUCAUCCGUCUUCGGCAUCGCCCCGGCGCCCCACCCAGUGCAGCACUACAACCCCUUCCGCCCGCGCACGGCGACGCCCUUCCGCACCACCGCCUCGCCGGAGCCCAUCGACCGCCUCUGCGCCAACACGGUGCGCAUGGCCCGCGGCGCGGGCGACGUCCCCGAGGCCGUGGCCGCCUGGCUGCCCUCGCUGCGCGCCCUGCUGCGCGACCCCUCGACGAGCGCCUACUACCGCGCCCACGCGGCCGAGCGCCUCGCGCGCGUCGGCUGGCCCCUGGUGCCCGACGCCGCGUCGCGCGCCACCGAGGCCUGGGACCUGUGCAUGGAGCUGCGCGUCUGGCACAACCACAGCCCCGGCGGGUUCGGCGGCGGCGGCGCCUUCUCGGCCACCACCGGCGGCGGCGGCGGGACCAGCAGCAGCAGCAGCCUGCCGGCCGACAUGGCGGCCCACCUCGAGGCCAUCCAGCUCUCGAGCCUCGAGAGCAUGGAGCUCUUCACGGCCGCCCUCAACGCCGAGUACCUCGCCUACUGCGCCGAGGCCCACGCCGCGGAGGGCGGCGCGCUGCUCGGCGCGCCGGUGGACGGCGGCGAGAUCAUCGUCGCGGCGAUGGAGGCCCGGUGCGAGCAGGCGGCCGCCGAGGGCACGCUGUUCGCGCGGCCGCCGCGCGCGGCGCUCAAGGACGGCGCGCGGGAGCUCUGGGGCGCGGCGGGCCCCGGCCACCGGAAGCCGUUCCUCGACGCGUUCCGCGAGUCCAUGGUGGGCAGGGACCUGGACGCCGUGCGGAGGUACAUGGUCGCCAAGGUUGAGGCGAGCACGGGCCGGGACCUCUCUUACUGA
Molecule: messenger RNA, 6018 nt
Organism: Thyridium curvatum
Lineage: Eukaryota; Fungi; Ascomycota; Sordariomycetes; Thyridiales; Thyridiaceae
Exons: 5
Coding region: 1-6018 (2005 amino acids)
Biological process (GO): maintenance of rDNA; regulation of exit from mitosis
Source: RefSeq, a predicted model, not a curated record